Molecule: messenger RNA, 2223 nt
Organism: Sebastes umbrosus (honeycomb rockfish)
Lineage: Eukaryota; Metazoa; Chordata; Actinopteri; Perciformes; Sebastidae
Gene: eme1
Product: essential meiotic structure-specific endonuclease 1
Exons: 9
Coding region: 203-1843 (546 amino acids)
Biological process (GO): resolution of meiotic recombination intermediates; double-strand break repair; replication fork processing
Cellular component (GO): nucleus; Holliday junction resolvase complex
Molecular function (GO): DNA binding; nuclease activity
Source: RefSeq, a predicted model, not a curated record
AGCUGAGCCAAAUGAUCUGGAUCACUAAAAAGAGCCUGAAUUCCCAUCACUAUGCAACAUUGCCUUGCAACCCGGGAAAUCAAAUUUCAGAGCUCUCAUGCAAAAAGAAAAGACUCAACUUAAUAAACAUGCCAGAGCUAGUUAGUUUAAAAGUAGCAAGUCCUUACCUUAGUGUCCCACUUCUUAAUGAACCCACGUCUGCAUGCAAGACGGCGCAGAAAUAACUUUUGCUUGGACGUUAACGAACAUGGGCAGCUACAGUGACUCCACCAGUGACCUCGACGAAGAGUUGCCUGUGUUUGACUUCCUCAGCCAAGUCUCCAAGAGCCGCACAGAGAAACCAAACUCUGAUGCCGUGUUCUCCACAGCGAAGGUCAAUUCGGGCGCAUGUGCGGAAGCGCCUGAUGUAAUGAUGAUCAGCAGCGAAUCUGAUGACGAUGCACCUUAUGUCCCUCUGGCACUGAGACUCAAACAGAGACAAGACAAUGUGAUUAGCGCCUCCUCCGUUGUCACUAAUGGGAAAGAUGCUGAGUACCCUUCGCCGUCCAAUCUGGCCGGCGCGCAGCUCUCCUGCCAGAAUGGGUUUUUGGAGUCAGAGCUCAGCUCCCGGCAGGUGAGAACAGUGAGCCUAGAUGGCCCAGAUGAGGUGACGGCCUCUUCUGCCAAGACAAAACCUGCCAAGCGGACGGCGGAUGAGAUCCAGAGCUCCAGGGAGGACGCUCUGAAGAGGAGGCAGGCCAGAGAGGGACAGCAGAAGGACAAGGAGGUGCUCAGGCAGGAGCAAGAGAGACAGAAAGCAGAGAGGAAAGCUCUGGCAGAGGCUUCCAAGGCCUUGAGGCCGGAGGAAUGUAUCAAGCACAUGGUGGUGGCUGUGGAUCCAGCUCUCUUACAGCUGGAGGGAGGCGGGACUCUGCUGGUGGCGGUGCAGGCUCUGGGUUGUAGCUGCGCCGUCGAGAAACAACCCCUCCCACGCAGUGUCAGCUGGAUGAGGAGGGCUCCCUGUGCACAGCCAGACGAUGGAGUGUGUGUACCAGAGGCCCACGUUGUGAUGCAGAUGACAGUUGACGACUUCAUCACUCUGAUCCACGGCUACAUUCAGGAAGAGAACCAUGGCAGGUCUGGCUGCGGUCCCACUCUAACGUCCUGGGUGCAGGAGCAGCAGAGGCGUCACCCCGCUAAGAUCCUCAGCCUGGCGGUCAUCAACCUGGAGAAAUACUUCAAAUCCCAGAAGUCACAAAGCCAGAAGCGGUUUCGAGAGGCUGUCGCUGGGGAGGAGCGAGGGGGAGGGAAAGUGAAGAAGAGGAGGAAGAAUGGUGGAGAGGAGGUGCGACCUGAGGUGUCACGGAUUGAAGUAGAGGAGGCAGUGGUGCAUCUCCAGCUUCACACCGGCGUCUCUGUCCGCAUUUUACCAACCUGGAAAGACUUCUCAGAUCACAUCGCCAUGACAACCAAAGCGGUUGCAGAAGCCCCUUUCAAGCGAGAGAGGGAGAAGACGGGCUUCUCGUUCUACCUGGAGAGCGAGUGGGCGGGGGGGCAGCGGGUGGAUAAAGCUGGGAAGGGACUGCUGCAGGUGUGGAAGAGACAGAUCCAACAGUUCAACAGAGUCAGUCCAGACAUGGCCUCAGCCAUCCUGGCAGCUUAUCCCUCCCCACAGCUGCUCAGGAAGGCUUACAAUCGGUGCAAGACCGACCGCGAGAGGAUCUCCCUGCUGUCUGACCUUCUGAUCCGCAGAGGAGAGGGCGUCACCUCCACGACUCGGCGCGUCGGGCCGGAACUUUCCAAACGCCUCUUCCUCAUGAUGAACUCCUGCGAUCCUCAGCAGACUCUGGACUCCACCGUCUGACCUUUGAAAUUAGAUUUUUCUCAUCUUGUGUGACUGUGGCAGUUUCUGUUUACAACAUUUGAUUUUAUACUAUGUAGUUAGAAUUCUGUUUUUAUUACAUUACAUUUUUGUUAUGUAUAUAUUUUAGCCUUAUAAAAAAUUACAUUUUUGAAGAUCGUUAUCAUUAAGUAAUUGUUUAUAAGAUAUGUAAUUAUGCAAUGAUUUAAGGGAAAUUCUUCGUAUUUUUCAAGGUGGGUGUUAUUCUCAAAUUGCGUUCAUUCUGACUAGGGGUGGGGGGAAAAAAUCGAUUGACCAGUGCAUUGUGAUUUUUUUUUUUUUUUAUGAUUUUAAAAUCGAUCACGUUACAUGUCCCUUAUAAAUUAAAAAGAAAAUACCACUAA